This is a messenger RNA of Polyodon spathula (Mississippi paddlefish), 1773 nucleotides long. RefSeq names its product cortexin domain-containing 1-like. The transcript is spliced from 2 exons. NCBI's taxonomy places the organism in Eukaryota, Metazoa, Chordata, Actinopteri, Acipenseriformes, Polyodontidae. The coding region runs from base 648 to 827 and encodes 59 amino acids. The record is from RefSeq and is a predicted model, not a curated record.
UGGUAUUCCUUAAGCAUUUCUCCACGAAAGAGGAAGAGUAUUCUUCUAUAACAGAACCAACUCUAAAUUUAGAGAACCUUCACAAAGAGUCUUUAAAUAGUGAAGGUAUGACUUUGUGAAUAGUGCCCAGUAAUGCAAUACUACUGUAAAAUAAAUAAAAUUCACUGACAAAACAUUUCAAUUAGAAGUCUUUCCAAGCGUCCUUAGUUAGCACCCCAUGUAAUGAGCUUGCUUCACUGAAUUCCUUCUGGUCUGGCUGGCCAUGCAGUCAUGCUUGCAGUGGACUUUUUUUCAUCUCCAUUGACUGUAUUUAAAGUCUGGUGGAUGAAACAGACUGACUGAAGGGUGUCUGAAACCAAGAUUCAAUGUCAAGUGGAUUGUGGGCUUUGUUUGCACCCGGAGAUUGUGUUAUCUUGUCUGCUUCUCUCAAAGUACACAUCUAGAUUGCUGGUAACGGGGAUAAUGGCAUUGGCUUGGCUGUCAGCUCAACCCUAGGAGAAUCCUUCAUUCUGGGGCAGGAGUGUGAUAUUUUAAUAUCCUCUCCUUAUUCCCUCGGCACCCUGGCACUCUCCAAACUGCAUGAUCAGAUUGAUCAGCAGGAUGGUAGCAGUGGUAGCUAAUAAGGCCAAUGAAGACAGAGCAAAGCGAUGGAGGACACCACACCAGAGCUCGCCUAUGUCGACGUGGACAAAGGAUUCACUUUAGCAGGACUGGUCUUUCUCUGCCUGUUCCUGAUUGCCAUGAUUAUCCGUUGUGCCAAAGUCAUCAUGGACCCCUACCGUGCCAUCCCAACCUCCACGUGGGAGGAGCAGUACCUGGAUGAUUAGAGCGGCUGAGGCAUCACCAUGGAAACGGUUCCAUUGGGGAUUCUUUUGCUGAAACGUCGAACACUGUAGCGUGCUGCUGAUGGAAAAGACUGAGUUUUGGUUUUUUUGCUUUUGUAAGGUAAUGAGCCACAAAAUUCCUUGCAUCAACCUUCAAUAAAAAUACAAAAAAAAACCCAAAGCUUUCAAAUUUGUUGAAUAAAAACUGUGCUUGAACCUUUUAAUAAAACUUGGGAAACACACGCCCGGCUCAACACACCUGUCAACCAAACAGAGCUUCCGUGUUGUCGAGCCCUUGCUGUGGACAGACUAUCGCGCACUGAGAAAGCCAUCAUUGGUGUCUGUCAGUAUGUAUGGCUGCUUGUGAUAGCAGUUAAACAGUCAAACAUUAUGCAUUGAAAUAAAAGUAUCAGUGCAUUUGAUCAAAGGGACAUUCUCUCCGGCAAGGCCUUAUUUCAAUAAUAAUAAAUAAAGCCAUUCAUAUUUACUAAAGCGUAGGGAAAUCUAAUUUGUAUACAAUUAUUGGAACUAAUGCUAUAAUUUAUUGAGGGAUUCUGGAACAGUAUGUGUAUUUGCAGAAAGUGUAUUUACUAAUGCAGACGUAGGUUUCCUGUGGCUGUUUUAUGUGACAUCAAAGGAAAAGGAGGCAGUGUCCCUUUUUAAUAUUACUGCUUGGAUCCAGGCACAUCACCACACAAUCGACUUGCUGUACUACUGUAAAGAUUCACCUUCUACGGCACAGGUUGAGUUCUCACUGUGGUUUAACUAAGUGUGCUACAAACACUCUACCUGUUUGUCUGGUUAUGUUGCUGCCUCUAGUUUGAUUAGAUUCUUAUUAAUGUAUUCUAAAGUGCAUGUGAACAAGUGCCUCAGCUACAACCACAAAGAUUGUCUUGAGUAUUAUUUUCAUACUUUAUAUUGAAUAGUGCACUGGAACAAUAAAAAUACA